Messenger RNA from Thrips palmi, 1597 nucleotides. It is a transcript of the gene La, whose product is annotated as la protein homolog. Gene Ontology annotation, cellular component: nucleus; cytoplasmic stress granule; ribonucleoprotein complex. Gene Ontology annotation, biological process: positive regulation of translation; RNA processing. The record is from RefSeq and is a predicted model, not a curated record. The coding region runs from base 143 to 1474 and encodes 443 amino acids. Lineage: Eukaryota; Metazoa; Arthropoda; Insecta; Thysanoptera; Thripidae. The transcript is spliced from 8 exons. Gene Ontology annotation, molecular function: RNA binding.
CUUAUUGGCAGAACCGGAACCGGAAGAGUGGUCACCGGCAUGUGAGAAAGAGAAGGAGCGAGCGAGAGAGAGACAGAGCGAAUACUCCGCAUCCCUCCGUUCCGUUCACGUGCAGACUGUUGUUGACUUCUGAUCCAUCAGGAUGGGUGAACCCACUGUUGAAGUGAAGCAGGAAGCUGCAGUUGAGGCCAAGAAGGUGAAGCUGGAAGCUGAGAGCGAGGAUGCUCCUGAUGCCAAGAAAAUGAAAAUCGAACCUGUGGAAGCGGAUGGCAACGGUGCUGCGGUGACUCAGAAAACUAAGAGUGAACCUUCAGAAGAUGCUCCAGAUGCGAAGAAAAUUAAGCUAGAAUCCACAGAAGCUGACAGCAAUGGCACUGCCAAGACAGAAAAUGGUGCCCAGUCGGAAACAGCUGAGGAUAGAGGUGAUCCUGAUUUAAAACGGCUUCUUGUUCGCCAAGUAGAGUACUAUUUUGGAGACAUUAAUCUGCCUAGAGACAAGUUCCUUCAAGAGCAGUUGAAGCUGGAGGAUGGAUGGGUACCCUUGGAUGUUAUGCUGCGCUUCCAACGUCUUGCUCAACUAACGAGAAACCCCUCUACAAUUGUUUCCUGCUUGAAAAGUGACAGUACCUUGAUGGAAGUUAGUGAAGAUGGAACUAAAAUCAGACGGUCACCCAGUCACCCAUUACCUGAGAUGAAUGAAGAAUGGCAGAAAGCUCGAAAUGACCGCACUGUUUACUGCAAAGGCUUCUCUACAACAGCAUAUGAUUUAAACGAGUACUUAAAGUUCUUUGACACUUAUGGACCUGUUGAAAAUGUUCAUCUUCGGAAGUACCUUGACAGGGCUACAAAGAAGUCCAUGUUCAAAGGUUCUGUGUAUGUUUUGUUCGAAACUAAAGAGCUUGCAGAGAAGUUUCUUGCUUUAGAUUCUGUUGUGUUUGAAGGAAAGGAAUUAAUUCGUAUGACUUAUGCUGCACACAAUGAAGAAAAGAAGAAGGAAAAGGAUGAGAGAUGGGGAAAGAAAGUAAAGAAAGAUGGUGCCGCAUCUGAAGAGAAAGCAAAGCCCAAGAAGGAAUUUGCCAAAGGGUGUAUUUUGAAAAUUAAUGGUAUAACUGAUGAAGAAUUAACAAGAGAAGUUAUUAAGUCAACACUUGUUGAAUUAGGAGCUGAUGUUGCUUUCAUUCAGUAUGCAAAGGGAGAUAAAGAAGCACUUGUGCGAUUGCAAAGUUUAGAAGAUGGCGCUGCAAGUGAGUUUGUCAAGAAAUUGAAUGAUGAGGAGAAGAAGGUUAAAUUUGGUGAUGAGGAAAUGGAACUGAGUGCUGUUGAAGGAGAAGAAGAGGAAGCAUUUUUGCAGAAAACUAGAGAACAGAUGGAAAGAAAUAACAAAGGUCCCAAGAGAGGAAGGGGCAACAACCGUCACCGGGGAGGCCACAGGGGAGGAUUUAGGGGCAAUAGACGUGGAAGAAAUUCAGAUUAAAUCUUCAAGAACAAAUACCGAUUCUUCAAAUAAUAUGAAUUAUUAUUAUUGACAUGAUUUUAUGGUUUUUUGUGACUAGUGAUCUGUUGCUAACAGUAAAUAAUAAAAUCAACUGUCCCUUUU